Messenger RNA from Coregonus sp. 'balchen', 4525 nucleotides. The record is from the annotation of a GenBank genome assembly. NCBI's taxonomy places the organism in Eukaryota, Metazoa, Chordata, Actinopteri, Salmoniformes, Salmonidae.
AAAUAUAUAAAUUAUGAAGAAAUCUUACCCAUAACUUCGUUUCCAUUUCCGCCAUCUUUCUUUUCGGUUUUGUGUCCCACUGAAUCAUCAUGAAGUGAGUUUACGGAAUAAUAUCUAUUGCCAUCAACGCUUUAAAAUAACAGUUUUAUUGAUAGAAAUGCACUAUUAUACAGAAUGACACGUUGAUCUUCUAAUAAUUGUUUAUAUUACUCCGCUACAGGGUCGAGCUGUGCAGUUUCAGUGGGUACAAAAUAUACCCCGGCCAUGGUGUCCGAUACGCCAGAAUAGAUGGGAAGGUAGGGCGCUCUAAAUGUCUACUCAUUUCCUUCUUCUAAUGCCACUUAGUUAAGUUUGGUUUAUCGUGGUUGAUCACAAUAAGCCGUGGCUGACAUUGUGUUGAAAUUCUUACAAUAGAACUGUUCAUGGAGUGUUUACUCGGUUCUUGGCCUGUCCCUUGGACAGACGCUGCAAUGCAAUGCAUUCAUUGUUGUGACUAAGAGGAGCACAACCACGACCGGAAGUGACUUUUCGUAGUAGUUUGAGAACAUUUUAGGUAACUCUUACCCUAAUUCUCAUAACCUUCUACAGUAAUUCUCCUAAACUGCUGUGUAAGUUCUCCUAACAUACUACGAAAAAGUCACUUCUGGUCGUAGCUGUAUACCACCUAGUCAAAACCUUUAUCCAAGGCAGGUAUAACAAUAUUACAACUAGACAUGUGCAUGUCAACAUUACAUUGACAUUACAUUUUAGUCAUUUAGCAGACGCUCUUAUCCAGAACGACUUACAGUUAGUGAGUGCAUACAUUUUCAUACUGCAAUCAAUGUAGUUAAGGUUCAAUGAAGGGAGUCAGUGUUCCUCCGGUCAUCCAUCAUCACAGCUGGAGACUAAUAACUGCAUCUGAACCAAGGACAGGAGGCACCUUGACAUUUAAAUUAGCUGCCAAAUAACUGUCAUAUGCUACAGCUCACUCAUGUAUAGUUUAACUUACCCCACCCACCCAGGUUUUCCAGUUCCUGAAUGCUAAGUGUGAGGCUGCCUUCCUGGCCAAGAGGAACCCCAGACAGAUCAACUGGACUGUGCUGUACAGGCGCAAGCACAAGAAGGGCCAGUCAGUAAGUACCAUGUGUGCAUAAUUUCCCCUCAAAUGCUGACAAGCAGUGGCUAGUGUGAGUGUUUACCUUGUGAUUCAGUUAUACAACAUAAGUUCUGACAUGGUGUGUUUUGGUGUGCCUUUGUUUUUGGCUGCGGGUGGGACGGAGUGCGUGGUUGCCAUCUGCGUUAUGUGCUGUUGCUAGGCUGUGUCCUACAGCUUGUACGGCAGUGCUCACGCCACACACCUGCGGCCAUAGAGCCACUGGAGAUCAUAGUACUGGCUCUGUGACGUCUCUGACUCCUUACCACUGGCCAGCCUCCAUACUCUCCUACAAACCUUAUAUGUGAGAAAGAUGUUAGGGGUUUGCAGUAAUGCCGUACACCUGCGUGAUUAUUACUGUUCAUUUGGCACAAAACUAUAGUGUUAAUGAGAAUUCUUAUUGGACUAGUUCAGCUACAUGAGUGCUACUUAAAUUGCAACGUUUUCUCCUGGUGUUGUGCCUACUAAUAUCCUAACACUCAUCAACACUACCAAACUGCCCAUACCUGAUCCUGAAUGUGGCCAUGCUGUUCCUGACUGCAUGUUGUGUUCAUUUCCUGUCCUAACAGGAAGAGGUGACAAAGAAACGCACACGCCGUGCCGUGAAGUUCCAGAGGGCCAUCACUGGCGCCUCUCUGGCUGAGAUCAUGGCCAAGAGGAACCAGAAGCCUGAGGUCCGCAAGGCCCAGCGUGAGCAGGCCAUCAGGUGAGGACCUCACCAAAACCAUGCUUGACCAGAAACUUGGCUUUAGAUGUAAAAUGUCAAUGGCUGGCAUUUUGGUGCCAUAAAAAGUGAAUUGUCUACUGCUGUAGUGAACUGUUGUGUAGUGUUCAACAAUUUAGUGUUGUCAGUUGAUCUGUGAAGCACAUCUAACUGUUCACACUGUGACACUGAAUUUCCUGUGGUACUGCUGUUUUUUAUUGUAUUUUUCAUCUUCAACAGUGAAUUGUCAGUCUUGGUUUUUUAGCCACGUAAACGCAAUAGAUACGCAAUAAUGGCGUUUUAUUACUCUGGUGAGUCAAGGUGUUAUUUCUGCAGUCUGGACUCUUGUCUUGUUGGGUUGUUUUGUGGAUGUGUGGCAUUGGCCUAAUUUCUAUCGUUCUUUUGUCACCAGAGCUGCCAAGGAGGCCAAGAAGGCAAAGCAGACAACCAAGAAACCCUCUGCCGCUGGUGCUAAGGUAAGCUUAAUAUAGCCAUGUCCAUAUAUAGGACAGUGCGAAUCUGAUUGGUCAGAAGCCGGUCAGAAAGUAAAACCAUUUAUGACCUGUGUUUAUUAAACGCAGCAAGCCAAUUUCCGCAACUGAGCAUGUAGCAAGAUGCUCCGCAGUUAUCAUGUUGCAGGAGAGUGACGGGACCACUCACAAUCGCAUCCUCUUGGAUCGCUCUACAAUAUCUUUGCUUUACAUUGCUGCUCUUGGUCACCUCAUAUCGCUGAGCCUCUGGCAUAAAUGUAUCACAUGGUUUUCAUUUAUGCUUGGAAUUCUAAUGGCACAAAGUGGUUUACCACCAGUACUGUGGUCAAGUACUAAAUUAGAUUCUUAUUGGAGAGUCCGAAGGCGUUUUCCUUACGUCCCUUUCAUAUUGACAGAAAUCUCACUUUUACCAUGCCUGCAUUGUUAUACCAGCUUUUUCAUCUGAAAGGAGUAGGGCUACAGAACUAUCGGUUGGGUCGAUUUAUUUUUGGCCGAUUUAUUAGCCAUUCCUAGUGUAUCGGCUUUUCCCAUUUAUAGCGAGUGCACUUGCCUCGUGUGACACUCCUGCAAGCCGGCGCCACUCAUUGCUAGUUAGCCUGUUCUCGAGGAACCUCAGAGCUGCAUAUAAAUGUAGCACACUAAUAAUGCCACACGGAAUGUAGAAAUGUUGAAAGCGAUAAUUCAUUUACUGUUACUGCAAAACAAUGUCCAUACAGGCUGCAGGACUUUACAAGGCAACAUACCGCUAGCUAAACAACAUUCAUUUAUAGAGCUAACUUUGCUAGCUAUAAAGCUAAGUCAGUUCACUACCCUAGAACUGUAUUUGUGAUAGCUAAUAUGCAAUCCAUAAUGCAAAAUAUGCUAAUUUCAAAGCUGAUUGUCACCAAAUCCCGUGUAGCUCAGUUGGUAGAGCAUGGCGCUUGCAACGCCAGGGUUGUGGGUUCGAUUCCCACGGGGGACCAGUAUAAAAAAAGAAUCAUGCACUCACUAACUGUAAGUCGCUCUGGAUAAGAGCGUCUGCUAAAUGACUAAAAUGUAAAUGUUGUGAAUUCGAAGCUGGUGAAAUUACUUGGCUUUCCCUUACCAAACUCCCCGAGCUGAACUGCUUGGUUACAUGACACAAGUGGUGUCUUCUCUCUUAAAGAGACGGUGCACAUUUUUAUAAACGACAAUGGGCUACUUCUAUAAUAAUGUUGAUCAGGUGGCCUAACAUGGUCCCAAAUGAAAGGGAAACAGAUUGUCAUCUGUAGCCCCAUAGACUAAUGAAAUCAGCCAAACGAGCUCAAUAACUCAAUGCAUGCACAGUCCUAUUGAAUAUGAAUUCACCUGUAUUGUGAGUAGGCCUAUGCCAUCUUGAUUUACCCAGUUUAUCAAGAGAUUUACCAUUCAAAAAAGUAUUACCGUUAUGUAGUUUAUUAAAGGCAAAUUGACUGUAAUGGAUGUGUAAUUGAUUUGUUAAUGCAUGCAUACAUAGCAUCUCGGAAAAUGUUCAAAUUAAAUAUUUAUUGGCAUAAAAUAGCCUCCUUGAACCCCAACAUCGAUAUCGGCACUUAAAAACCCAUGUCGUUCACUAGUAGGGAGUAAAAAACAUGGUACAUUAAAAGCCACCUAAAGACCUAGUCAUGAUUCCCGCAUUUUCACAGACCCUGUAACCAAAAUAGUUUAGUUUGGAUCCCCAUUAGCUGUUGCAUAAGCCGCAGCUAUACAUAAGACUACAAAAGAAAAUGAAUAGAACAAACGAUUACACAUUAUACAAAUCCAAAACCAACUAUAUAAUACCUGUAACCAAAAUACAGGUAUCGGGUCUGAAUGGUUCUGCUUUUUCAGAUAAAUUCAUUAACACUUCCAUUGUUUAAUACAUUUGAAAUGCAAAUAGACCCCAUGGUUUAACACCACCCCUCCCAAUUUGCCAGUAACCCACAGUAUAAAAGAGGUGUACCUGCAAGAAAGUGUUAAAGGGGCUGUUUGAAAGGGGGUCAUCAACAUUACCUUAUAUUUUUUACAGGUAAUAAAUAUACCACAUGUCUAAAAGGGGUAUUAGUACUUUGUCUAAUCUGUACUUUGUCUCCCUCUGUAGGCCCCUGCCAAGGCUGCACCCAAACCCAAGGUGGCAAAGCAAAUGAAGGUCAAUGCGCCUCGCGUUGGCGGGAAACGCUAAAGCUUUGUUGAUUGUGAAUAAACUUUCUUGGUAAUCAAAGA